AUGAUCCGUUUGGCUCUUGUUUUGGCUGCAUUAAUGGCCAUCGGUAGAGGUAGAGCGGCAGCCGCCAAUUCUAUCACGCAGCAGCGGUGCGAUCUGUACCAAGGAAGCUGGGUUCCGGACAGCGCCGACUGCCCUCUCUACGAUUCCUCGGCAUGCCCUUUCAUCCGCAAAGAGUUCGACUGUCUCAAGUAUGGGCGGUUGGACCAUCAGUACCUCCAAUACCGAUGGCAGCCUUCUGACGCCGCCUGUUCUCUGCCCAGAUUUAAUGGGUUGGAAUUCUUGAUGAAGAUGAAGGGGAAGAAGAUUAUGUUCGUGGGAGACUCGUUGAGUAUGAAUCAGUACGACUCACUGUUAUGCAUGCUUCAUGCAGCUGCUCCCAAUUCCAACAUUACCCGUGAUUAUCAACCUCUUCCGACCGUCACCUUCCAGGAUUACGGAGUGUCGAUAAUAUUGUUCACAAGCCAUUAUUUGGUAGAUAUCCAGCAGGACAAGAUAGGUCCUGUCCUAAAUCUGAAUUCAAUGAGCAGCGGCAAUCUGUGGAAGCAAAUGGAUGUGCUGAUUUUCAACACUUGGCUUUGGUGGUACAGGACAGGUCCUAAGCAAGGAUGGGAAUAUAUACAAGAUGGCAAGACCAUAUCCAAGGAUAUGAACAGAAUGACUGCGUUUACAAGAGCCUUGCAGACGUGGGCAAAAUGGGUAGACUCAAGCGUGGAUACAAGUAAAACAACGCUCUUCUUCCAAGGUGUUUCUCCAGCCCAUUACGAUGGGGCCGGUUGGGGGGAGCCAGGGGUGAGAGAUUGUUCUCGCGAGACGACACCAAUCGCAGGAGCCAGCCGAGGCGUGGUUCCAUUGGCGCUACAAGUGCAAGAGGACAUCCUGAGAAGCAUAAGGAAGCCGGUCCAUUUCCUGAAUAUAACCGCAAUGUCGUACAUGAGAAAAGAUGGGCAUCCAGCAUCCCACAACGGCCUUGGGGGCAUGGAUUGUACGCACUGGUGCGUUGCUGGCGUCCCUGAUACUUGGAACCAAAUCCUAUCAACAACACUACUCACUCAGUCGGGAUAA
Messenger RNA from Linum trigynum, 1062 nucleotides. The record is from the annotation of a GenBank genome assembly. NCBI's taxonomy places the organism in Eukaryota, Viridiplantae, Streptophyta, Magnoliopsida, Malpighiales, Linaceae.